Messenger RNA from Hippopotamus amphibius kiboko, 2466 nucleotides. RefSeq names its product dynein light chain Tctex-type 3 (gene DYNLT3). Bases 77 to 427 code for a protein of 116 amino acids. Gene Ontology annotation, cellular component: cytoplasmic dynein complex; kinetochore; cytoplasm. Gene Ontology annotation, molecular function: dynein intermediate chain binding. The transcript has 5 exons. Gene Ontology annotation, biological process: microtubule-based movement. NCBI's taxonomy places the organism in Eukaryota, Metazoa, Chordata, Mammalia, Artiodactyla, Hippopotamidae. The record is from RefSeq and is a predicted model, not a curated record.
GCCUCCCCGAGGCCAGUGCGCGGCCGCAUAGCUAGGCCCGCCCAUCGCUCCGCCCCGCAAGAAAGCCGGCGCCACCAUGGAGGAGUAUCAUCGCCCCUGCGAUGAGGUUGGUUUCAAUGUCGAUGAAGCCCAUAAUAUUGUUAAAGAGUGUAUAGAUGGAGUCUUGGGAGGUGAAGAUUAUAAUCAGAACAACAUCAACCAAUGGACUGCAAGCAUUGUGGAACAAUCCCUAGCACAUCUGGUUAAGCUGGGAAAAGCUUAUAAGUAUAUUGUGACCUGUGCAGUGGUCCAGAGGAGUGCAUAUGGCUUUCACACAGCCAGCUCAUGUUUUUGGGACACCACAUCUGAUGGAACCUGUACUGUAAGAUGGGAAAACCGAACCAUGAACUGUAUCGUCAACGUCUUUGCCAUUGCCAUUGUCCUGUAGCAGGCUAAAAAUGUUCGGCCAAGGCCAUUAACUUAAGAAUUUGUCAGUGUAUCCUUUCUAAAAAGAGUAACAGUUACUUAUUCAUGUGCUAGAUGACAAGUGUGCAAUAUGCUUCAAAGCAAUCAACAAAAACUGAGUAGUGCAAGCAAGCAAUCUUGUAGGAAGUCGGCAGAUUGUCUCAUAUUCCAUACAGCAUCAUUGAAAUAGGAAACACUUAAUGUUAGCAAAAAACAAAUGCAGAAAUAUGGCAUGACAUGAACAUACAGUCUUACAUUUACACCAGCUUUUCACUAACAAUAUGCACCUAAGGAGAUGGGGAAAUCCAUUCAGAUAAUUAAAUUUUUGUUCAGCUAGAAAAGUUAACAGGGAUAAAUAUAUGGACAAAAAAGCUGCAAGGAUAAAUGUGGAGAAAAUAAUAAUUAGUUAAUACGUCUUAAUUAUUUCUCCUUCUUACUUAGUUGUACAUAUGAUUUAGUGGAAAGUAAUCCCAUUCCAUUUUUUUUUUUUUUGGACUGUGCCACGCGGCUUGCAGGUUCUUAGUUCCCCGACCAGGGAUUGAACCCAUGCCCUCGGCAGUGAAAGCGCAGAGUCCUAACCACUGGACAGCCAGGGAAUCCCCAAUUCCAUUCUUUUUUCUCCUAUCAACUAAUAUUACAGUAGCAACUAUUAUUAACUUGUUUGCUUUUUCUGAGAAUGGUUAAAUCGGUUUUUUGUUUGUUUUGUUUUCUUGGGUUGUUUUGUUUUGUUUUGUUUUGCUACACCGCGUGGCUUGUGGGAUAUUAGUUUCCUGACCAGGGAUUAAACUCGCACCCUCGGCAGUGAAAGCAUAGAGUCCUAACCACUGGCCUGCCAGGGAAUUCCCUUAAAUCAGUUUUUUAAAUUUCAAAUUCUUAGAUUUACAUUUGAGGGCGAAUUAAAUCAGGUAACUUGAAUUCCCUAGCUAAACAAAAUUAGUUACAGUGUAUGAUGAAAAGUAUAUGACUCUAACAGCUGCCUUACGAUUCAUUCAUUCCAUGUGGAACAAACAUUUACUGAAUGUCUGUUAUGAGCUAGUUCUCUGCUAAUUAUAGUUAUCAAUAUGCUGUUCAAAUUCUGUUUCUUUUGGUACCAAUUCAGUUGGACAGCUAACAUUUAUGUUUGGGAAAGAAAAAAGAAAGAGUUGUUUUACAAGAGAGGAAAAAGUGACUCUGGUUAUCCAGGUAGAAGUAAGCAAAUGACAAGCACUUAUUGCUGACAGAGAAUUAUAGAUGUAAUUUUAAGAAUUGCUCCUGGCAAGCAAAAAAAAUGCAUAAAAUAUGCAACUCUUAGUUAAAGGCCUUAUUAGCAGUCUAAUAUACAAGCAGUAAAUUUUGUCAUUGCUUUAGCUACAGUCAUCUGUAAAUAAUUUUUAAUACUUAUGCGAGGUUCAAAUUGAGUGGAAUAAAGUGUAAAUUAAAAGAAUACAAUCAUUAGCAGGUUACUGAAUAUCUCAGGGCUUAUGAAAUGUAGUUAAAUCUAUUAAGAAAAUAAAAGAGAAAAAAUAGGGUACACAGCUGGCCACCAAAUGCGAAGUCAACCUGCUACUUAACCUUGAAAACAAAAUCAGUUUUGCAUAUUACCACUAACACUAACUAAUACACAUAGGGAGUGGAACCGUGAUUCAUUGAAUUCUGAGGGGAAAGAAAAGCUUAGUGUUGACAAUAUUAAGAUGGUAUUCUUGCAGGAAUGCCAUGUGCAUGUUUGAUAUCUUGCUGAGUAACAGUAAUUGUUCAGUGUUGAAGAAGAGGAAGAAAAUACAAGGAUAGAGUUUAAUGCAGUGAUCUACAUUUUGGGCACGUCAGAAAUUUUCAGCCAUUACCUUUAUGUUAGUUUAAGUUGCUGGCUUUGGUGCCCUUGAAGAUUAUAAUAGUGACCAAAAUAUAUCUGUGCAGUUAAGGCUCGCUUUUGAUUAUUGUUAUUGAAGCCUGAUUUUAAAAGAAUAAUAAUGAAAAUACCUCGUGAACUUGCUAUCUUCUCUGUUUCUAGUUAAAAUGUAAUAAAGAUUAUCCUCCUGCACUGUA